UACACGAACACUGUUUAAUAUUGAAUGCUUGAACGGAAAAGCGAUAAAGAAGCAUUCACAUUAUCCAGCAGAAGAUGAAAUUCUUCUUUUACCGGCAACACAAUUCGAAGUUGUGGGUAGAGUGCAGCCCGCUGCCGGACUCAACAUUGUUCAAUUGCGAGAACUAAUACCUUCCAUUCUAUUUUUAAAACCGCCAUUAGGUUAUUCUGCACUUUCCACCCAGGACGCUACACCAGAAACAUUGCCACAACCCCCAAAAACCACAAAAGCAGGCAAUAAGGACAUUUCUGCGGACGUCGAUAUAUCACUUUCAGACAAUCUCCAAAAUGUGAGACUAUCAGAAACCGAAAAAGAAAUGGUAGCAACAAUUCUUUCUCAUUCCAGAACAACACUGAAUAUUAGCUACAACGCGAUAUCAUCUGAAGGUGGAAAAGCAAUUGGAGAAGCAUUGAAAGUCAACCGAACAUUAACAAAGCUUGAUAUUGAGGGCAACCAGAUAUCAUCUGAAGGUGGAAAAGUAAUUGCAAAAGGCUUGAAAGUCAACCGAAUAUUAACAACGCUUUAUGUUGCGGACAACCAGAUAUCAUCUGAAAAUGGAAAGGUAAUUGCAGAAGCUUCAAAAUUAAAUUGCAUGUGCUCAGCGAAGGGUGUGUGUUGCGGAGUGUAG
Molecule: messenger RNA, 667 nt
Organism: Didymodactylos carnosus
Lineage: Eukaryota; Metazoa; Rotifera; Eurotatoria; Philodinida; Philodinidae
Source: the annotation of a GenBank genome assembly